GAAAAUCACAAAAAUUACACUAAAGUCUGAAAAUUUUCACUACUUUUCCGCCUUAUAAAUAAAUGGGUGUGAGCAAAGGUUUCAUUUGAGACAUUUUUUUCUCUCUCUUUUGCCACCACCGUACCUUUUCACGUGUCCCUCUCUUUCCUUGUUCUGUUCUGUUCGCUCUGUUUGUUUCCUAGGAAAAGAAAAAACCUCAAUUUGGUUCCUUUAUUUUUUUCUCCCUUGUUCUUAUAUUAAGGUUGUUAUUGGGAGGUGUUCGGUGUUUGUUUGUUAAAUUUUCACCUUGUUUGAAGGGGUGAGGCAGAGAUUGUUGACAACACAAAAGUUAAAGGGUGGUGGUUGCAGAAAAAUGGAAGGAAGGAAGGAAAUGAGUUCUUCUUUCACUUCUGAGCUCUUUGGGUCCAACCAGUCCCAGAAAUCUUCUGCUUCUGGAAUUUUUGAAUCUAUGUUUUCUCCACCGUCUAAGGUGUUAGGGAGAGAGUCUCUGCGUUCUGAAGUGAGUGACAAAACUACCAGUGAUGGUUGGAGCUCCAAAGUUGGUACUUACGAUUACUACAAGGGAAGUGAUGGUGAAACUCAGAGCACAGAACAUAAAGAUAUGAGUUCUAUCUAUCAGGAACAAAGAGUUCAGCCAUGUCACCUUAGCUCAUCAAUCUAUUAUGGUGGCCAGGACAUAUAUUCUCGUCCCAAGAGUACACAAGAUUCGGGAUUAAACUCUUUGCAGUACAAGAAAGAUGGGGUUGAAGAUGAUUCAGGAAGUGCUUCAAGAGGAAACUGGUGGCAAGGAUCUCUCUAUUAUUAAGAUCACACUUGUCAAGGGAUGUGCUUAAGGUAAAGUAGAAGGAUAGUUUAGUAGAAUAGUCCAUCUUUUGCUGAAUGUACGAGUUAUACUAUAGUGAGAACGUGGUGGAUGGCUUGUUGCUUUCUCCAGCCAAACAACAGAAUCACAAUAUGAAGCAGUAGUAGUCAUACGCAUUUCAUUCCAUUUACAUGUAAAGAGUAUCGUACUUAGCAGUGGGGUAAUGUAAAAGUUGUGUGGUAUAGGAACCUCAUGUGUCAUCAGCUACUCUCAUGUGGUUGAAGCUUUCAAGAUUUUACUUUAAUGGGAGAAACACUGUUUUACUGGUUUCCCCUUUACUUUGAAUUUCAGAUAUGAUGAGUGAUAAGAGAUAAUCUAUGAAUAUGUACAUGUAUCAUCAGCAUGCUCUUAUGAGGCUGAACUGUAGUACUAAUUUACUUUAUGAUUGAAGUGAAGUCCCCUUUACUGCUUA
Cajanus cajan (pigeon pea) is the source of this 1274-nucleotide messenger RNA. RefSeq lists its product as uncharacterized. NCBI's taxonomy places the organism in Eukaryota, Viridiplantae, Streptophyta, Magnoliopsida, Fabales, Fabaceae. The record is from RefSeq and is a predicted model, not a curated record.